AUGGACCUCUUCGACGGCUCGACGAGCGAGGAGGACGACGGCGACACCGUCGGCGAGGUCGUCGCGGAGCUCGCGCGGCUCGUGCCGCCCGUCGGCGCCGUGAAGCCCGUCAUCGUCGUGGCGCCGGACGUCGACGGCGCCUACGAGGACCGCGCGCGCGGCGCCGGCUUCGACGUCGCGUCGCCGGGCGCCGCCUGCGACGCGCUCGUCGUGCACGCGCUCGGCGACGCCGUCGCCGCCGUCGCGCGCGGCGGCGCCGUCGCCGUCGUCGGGCCGGCCGCGGCCGCGGCGAGGAGCGCCGGUCCCGCGCUCGUCGAGCGCUGGCGCGGCGGCGCCGCCGUCGUCUUCGGGAAGCGGCUGUGCACGGCGGACGAGGUCGGCUGCGCGCCGCGGCCGCCCGCGUCGGAGGCGGAGCACGAGCGCGCGCACGGGCUCGCCGUCGCGGCGCGGCGCGCGGCCGGCCCGCUGCCCGCGGCGGCCUUCGCGGCGCGCGCGGCGCGGACGUUGCGGUCCCAUGGUUUAGUCAUCCUGCCGGGGCUGCUCGACCCGGCCGUCGCCGACGGCCUCGCCGCGGACGCGCUCGCGGACUUCGAAGCCUGCCGCGCCGCGCUCGUGGAACACCGCGGCGUCGACCUCAUGGACCCGGGCGCGCCGCACGUCGAGACCUACCGCGAGCUCGCCAUGCGCGAGGACCUGCGCUGCGACCUCCGGGGGACGCCGCGGUUAAAGGGAGAGGAAGGAGCGGAGCGGCGACACGCGCUCCGAAACAACGGCGCGCUCCGGGAGAUCUGCCGCCUCGCGAGCGAGGCCCCGCGGACGGCGGCGCGCCGGGGCAACUUUGGGUUGUGGAACUUCGACCUCGGCGGGCCCGACGCGCCGAAGCGCGCGCUCGACGCGGGGCCCGUCGGCGCCGUCGUGAGCGUGCCCGGCGCCGCGGAGCAGGCCCUGCACGCGGACGCGCCGCACCUCUUCGACGACCGCGUGCUGCCGCCGCACUACCUCAACGUCUUCCUCUACGGCGGCGCCGCGGCCGCGGACCCGGCCGCGGGGCAGACGGCGUUCGUGCCCGGGUCCCACGACCUCGCGACGUGCGCGCGGCUCACGGACGAGGCCGAGCCGCGGGACGUGCUCUUGCGGCGCGUCCAGGACGCGCUCGUGCGCCCGCGGCUCGCGGCCGGCGACGCGCUCAUCUUCGACGCGCGCGUGCUCCACUUCGGCCUGCCGAACCGGUCCCGGCGCGCGGUCCGCGCGGUGCCCUACGCGAACUUCACGGAGUUCUGGUUCCGCGACCCGAAGAACUGGGACGACAACGAGAGCGUGUGGACGGGCACGAAGGCCUGCGACGUCGCCGUGAGCGGGAUCCAGAAGCUCCAGCAGACGGGCAGCUGCGCGGGCAGCUCGCGCGCGUAG
This is a messenger RNA of Aureococcus anophagefferens, 1410 nucleotides long. RefSeq lists its product as hypothetical. The coding region runs from base 1 to 1410 and encodes 469 amino acids. The record is from RefSeq and is a predicted model, not a curated record. NCBI's taxonomy places the organism in Eukaryota, Pelagophyceae, Pelagomonadales, Pelagomonadaceae. The transcript is spliced from 3 exons.